Messenger RNA from Lindgomyces ingoldianus, 708 nucleotides. RefSeq lists its product as uncharacterized. The coding region runs from base 1 to 708 and encodes 235 amino acids. NCBI's taxonomy places the organism in Eukaryota, Fungi, Ascomycota, Dothideomycetes, Pleosporales, Lindgomycetaceae. The transcript is spliced from 2 exons. The record is from RefSeq and is a predicted model, not a curated record.
AUGCAUCCUGACAUCACACGCACUCUUGGGUCGUCUCCGGAAGUGGCUGAUGUGGCAACCGGAACGGGCGUUUUCCUUCGUCUACUAAAUUCCGAGAUGCCAAGCGGCAAUUACGUCGGUUUCGACAUAUCACUUGGUCUCUUCCCGAAUCCUAAAGAUCUACCAUCCAACAUCAAGCUGCAAACACUUGACGCCAAAGAAGCCGUUCUUGAACAUUCACGGCACAAGUUCGAUCUUGUACACAUCAGUCUAUUGGCAGCAGGUGUCGAUCCCUCGGAAUGGCCGUUGGUUGUUAGCAACGCUUGGACUGAAUGCAAUUGGGCGAACGCGAGGUGUCUCAAAGGCGAACCUGGCUCACGUAUUGACGUUUCAGAAAGAUGGAGAAAGGGGUUUGCGGAUGGAUUGGGAGAGAGGUUCUCAAGCAGCUUCAGCACGCUUGCUGAGAACAUGCGGAGCGCAGGCUUAGGCUCUGUUUCGAUAGAUGUGGUAAGCUCUGACAGAGUGUCUGAGACGAGAGAACGCAUGACAAGGAAUAACACGAAGGCUGUGAUGGCUUGGGCGGCUAUGAUGAUCGAGCGUGGGAUUAUCGGUUCGGUGACGCUUGAUGAGUUCGCUGGAGAGGAGUCAAAGGUGGCGGAAGAGAUUCGGACAGGUUGUUAUGUGAGGUAUGAUGUAUAUACCGUCAUCGGAAGGAUGCCGUACGAUUGA